GUUGGGGUAAGGCAUUUCACCGCGAGUGGUUAAGGUUAGGCUAGCCGAUUGGUCACGGUUACAAUACCUUGCGUAAGCAUCAUGGACACCUGGCCAAUAAAUGGUAUUGAAGGGCGGGUCUUGGCGUGGCCAUAGUGGGAUUCGUAAUUUCGCUGCCGGCAGGUUGUCGUUUCAAUGAACGUUGGCUGGAAGAUGAAAAAUACAAAUUAUAGAUUAGCUAAACGGGGACAAACCCUACGAGUUGCCUCUUGUAAAGUCUGCAAAAAAGACGUGCAGUUUUUCACAAUGGGCAAGUCUGCACUCUCGAGUCACAUGAAGUCCCGCUGCGAGGCCGCCUGAGGCAGCAACAGGGGCCUCUGAACAUGAACCAUUAUGCCAAUAAGAAGAGUGCAGCAGAGAGCAUGCUGGAUGUGGCUCUUCUGUUGGCUAAUGCCUCACAGAUGAAGGCUGUGCUGGAGCAAGGAUCAGACUUCACCUUCUAUGUGCCCCUCCUUACUCUCAUUAGCAUCUCCCUCAUCCUGCAAAUCAUCGUGGGAGUUCUGCUCAUCUUCAUUGUUAAGUGGAACCUGAAUGAUGAAAGCAUGCACUACAAACUGAACAUCAUGGAGAAUUUCGCCACAGCCUUUGUCUUCAUCAUAGUCGUGGUCAACGUCUUCAUCACAGCGUUUGGUGUCCAGCGGCCCAAACAAAGCGCUUGAUCACUCUUGACGUGACUCUCUGUGCCUGCUGAUCAACUUAGUAAAGAUGGACCUCCACAUUGUUUAUGCUAAUGAACAGGAUAUUUAUUCACCAAACUAAAUGGCUAGUAUAUAACAUACUGAGGAUCAGGUAGUGUGUGUGUGUGUGUGUGUGUGUGUGUGUGUGUGUGUGUGUGUGUGUGUGUGUGUGUAUGUGAGAGAGAGAGAGAGAGGAGUUACGUUCUCUAACUAUGGCUAUGGACAAAUUUGUGGUCAGUGUUCAUUUUAUGUGGGAAUUGUGUUAACACUUAUCAUGCUCAGGUUACUGAUGCAAAUAAAUGAUUGCCUUCACUUGCCAACAAAUAUCAGGAGCAAUAUAUUGUACGUCAGUCACAACCAUUGUGAAUGUUUCCUGGGGAAAAAAAGGCAUUCUGUGACGUGUCAGUAUCUGUCAGUCUAAACCUAAUGUAUGCCUACAGCUUUAAAAAAAAAAAUAUAUAUAUAUAUAUAUAUAUUACCACAGUAUAAUCCAAAUGACAUUCUGAAUAGUAAGUGCAUCAGGAGCCAUCUUGGCCUACUGCUGCUCAUGAAGCAUAACAUGAUGCUUUAUUAUGGGGGGGAGGGGAGGCGGGGGUGUGCAAGUUCAAUGCAAAGUAUAGUGUGUAAUGUUGAAACUGAUUUACCUGUAUAUUAGUCAAUGUCUUUAGGUUUCCAUUGAAGUAUAUAGUGUAUGUAGUUACUUUUAAGCAUUUUUAAAUCACUUUUUUAAGGACCAAAUAUUUUUAAACCUUUUCUUACAUGAACU
Perca flavescens (yellow perch) is the source of this 1482-nucleotide messenger RNA. It is a transcript of the gene ninj1, whose product is annotated as ninjurin 1. The record is from RefSeq and is a predicted model, not a curated record. Gene Ontology annotation, biological process: cell adhesion; tissue regeneration. Lineage: Eukaryota; Metazoa; Chordata; Actinopteri; Perciformes; Percidae. Bases 363 to 698 code for a protein of 111 amino acids. Gene Ontology annotation, cellular component: membrane. The transcript is spliced from 3 exons.